Molecule: messenger RNA, 7097 nt
Organism: Macrobrachium nipponense
Lineage: Eukaryota; Metazoa; Arthropoda; Malacostraca; Decapoda; Palaemonidae
Gene: spir
Product: protein spire homolog 1-like
Exons: 18
Coding region: 24-2555 (843 amino acids)
Biological process (GO): polar body extrusion after meiotic divisions; cleavage furrow formation; actin nucleation
Cellular component (GO): cytoplasmic vesicle membrane; cell cortex
Molecular function (GO): actin binding
Source: RefSeq, a predicted model, not a curated record
GUGUGCAGUGUCGUGAGGGUAAGAUGUCGACGCGUUCCUCCACGGGAUGCGUGCUCGACUCCAAGGGGCGCAUAAGCUUAGAAAAUAUUUUGGCUGGAUUUAAUUCUCCGAUAUCGGAGGAGCAGGCGUGGGCUCUGUGUUAUACCUUGAUACAUUGUUACAAUGGAUUACGUGCCGAGGAAAAGGCGAAAGUUAUUCCUCCAACGGAGCUAAGUUCAGUAAUAUUGCACAAAGAUGGAUAUAUCAAAGAGGAGACAUUCCUACCCCUCGGUAGAGAAGGACGAAGUCGUGUGCGAUCAGGCUUCGAGGGCAAGUUGGUGUCCGAACUCGGGGUCAUUCUCUACCGUGCCCUGGACUAUGGAUUGGGCAGCGACGAGGAACGGGACCUGUCCCCAUCGCUCAACCACCUCAUUGACCUCAUGACGUCAGCGGAAUGCGAGAGAGGCGAGACAGACGACGAAGGAAUCGAGAGAGAUUCCGGGGACUCCGAGGACGAGAUGGACAGGAGUGCCAACUUCACCAUGCUCGAGGCUCUACAGGUGUGCGAGAGCCGACUGACGAGCGUGGGCAAGGAAGGAGGAGUGUGCGAGCACUACCGGGCGGUGGUCAGGGCACUCGUGGCCGAGUCGAUUGACCUGGCUUCCUUCUUAUCGAAAGUGGCCCACGGCAACAAAUUCAUCACGCAGAAUAACGACCUCCUCAGCUCAGAGCACGACCUUCAGGAACUCCAGUGUGAGGAUUGGGCGAGGCUGUGGAUGCAGGUGAUGAGACAACUACGCGACGGGGUGAAGUUGAAAAAGGCCGAAUUCAACUCUGGCCCGAUCGAAUACGCGCUGACGCCCUACGAGAUGCUGAUGGAUGACAUCCGGUCCAGAAGGUACACACUUAACAAGGUGAUGGUGGACGGAGACAUCCCGCCCAGAGUCAAGAAGGACGCCCACGCGAUUAUACUGGAUUUCAUCCGAUCUAGACCUCCUCUUCGAAAGGCAUCAGAAAGGAAAUUACUUCCUCCACCGAGAAAGAUCUCUUCACCGAUGGAAUUGCUCAUGGAAAGUAUCAGGAAAGACCACACACUGAGGCACGUCGGUACUCCUGCUCGUGCGAGACCCAUGUCUAUGGUCGAGACCUCGCGCUCUCCUCUGGUCUUGAACGACCCAACGCCUAAACCAAAGAGGAAACUGAUUCAGGCCCCAAGGUUCAAUCUAUCCGUAGAGGACGAGGAGGAGGAUGAUCUAAGUGACAUUCCCCCAUCCAGUCCAAGGCUGACUCACAACUUCAGUGUGCAUUCAGUUGGUAGUCCAGCUCCCGAGUCGCCUGAAUCAACACCCACCUCACCAUGGUCACGUAUGGCUUUUGAUCUGGCAAAAUACGGCAAUGCAGGCACACCUGAACGGCGUCAUUCCAUCACCUUGUGUGAAACUCCCUCCCAACCACGACCUUCGUCCGAGUCCAUCACCCCACCUUCUUCUAUGCCCCAAUCUACAAACGUUUCUGCCCCCACUUCACCCGCACACCAAGACUUCAUCGCAUCAACUUCACAAACACAGCGAGAUUUCCUGUCAUCAGCACAUUUUUCCUCGCGGCUUGACUGCUUAGCUCUCACCUUGGAGGAGGUAGUCCACAUCCGUAAUGUUCUUACUAAGGCAGACCUAGAAGCGCUCCCUCUCGACUUAACCAUCAAGGAGGACAUGGCCAAGGGGAAGAUCUGCUUCCUCUGCAUGAAAACCAGAUUUGGUUUCUUUGGUCCCAGAGGAAUAGAAUGCAGACUUUGCAAAAGAAUUGUCUGUAAAAAGUGUGCCACAAAAAUGCGAAUACCAACUGAACACUUUUCAAACAUCCCAGUACAGAUGUUAACCCCUCAGGCAUUAUCUCCUCGGGAUGAGGAAGACGAUAGUAUAUCGCUACCUAGGUCUAUACUAUCAAGACUUACGUUUAACUUCUCUGAACACAUCGCUAAGCGUAUUCAGGUAACAGAGCAUGAGGAGAAUCACAUGCACAAUGGAAUUGAUCACAUCCUGUCUCAGGACCUGCCUCUACCGGGUACAAACACAAGUAGCAGUGGAGCUAUUGAAAGGCGGAGCAGUGUCAGUGGUAGUGUCGGAUCAGCUCCAUCCUCGCCAACACUUCCUCGUUCUGCGGAUGGCCCACAGUCCCUUCCUACGCAACCUCCAGCUCCAUAUGUUAAUGAAGCCAUUAAGAAACGUUCCUUGCUGCAGCAGCGUCAUUCAGUUUACAACCACAAAAGAAGAUCUCUUCCAACAGAUUUCAGAAAGAAACAGCUGUAUCGGGCGAGGACAUUAGCAAUAAGUGAAUGCAGUGCUAUUGAGAAGGAAUUAACAAUGGAAUUAAAACAAAAGCAGCGGUCAAAGAACUCACAAGCUGAAGAUCGUUUAAGAGGGGAACUCAUGACUGUCUGUGGGGACUGCAAAGCCAUGGUGCUACACAUUCUUGUGUCUAUCAGAGUGCGAAGGGAACAGCAAGCCAGUGGAACUUCAGCUCAGCAUGAGUCUCCGCGUCAUCAUCUGCAUCUCAACCUAAAUCCCGUUUACCAUUAAUGAAACUGAAGUAAAAAAAAAAUAGUUUCUUUUAAACCAGCAAAAGUGUAUAGUGUGCAACACAAUAUUACAAUUAUUUAAAAAGUUCACUUUGAUAUCCAUGUGGGCAGAAUAUAAUUUAAGAUAAAACAAAAUUUUGUAUUUUCCCUUGACUAUUACAACAUAGAAAAUUUAAAGCUUCAGUUUUCACAUAACAGCUCCAAACCAGCUUAUCUUUUUAUCUUAUUGCAUCAUUGUUUUAGCAGCUUAUAGAACCAACCACUGCUUUUCUCCUAAGAUAUAUAACUAUGUCAUGUAUACUAUUUACGGUAUUCUACAUCAGAACCCAGUUAUAUAGCAAAGUAUAUUUAGAUUUUUACUGUCGGUGUAUGUUGUAUCACAAAACUUACACUAUUGUCUUUCCACUGCACAUAUCUAGAUACUUUCUCUUACUGAGGGCACAACUAGUGCAUUACUAACUAGCAUGUCAGAUCUAAAUACAUCUAUACUUUAGUGUUUCUAGGUUUGUGUCAUUUUAUUUCAUGUAAUGUCCAUUCUUACAUACUUGACCUCCUAGCAAUUAUUUUGACUUAGUUAUAGUAUGGUCCUCUAUUUUCAACAUAGCAAUACAACUCUUUUAAAUCAUCUGCCUUUAUAUUGGUAAACUGUUUCUUGUACUGAGGGAUCAAUGUAAUGUUUGUAUAUAAUUUCUGAUCUUGUCUUGCUUGUGCCCUGUGAUUCAUGUGUUUCUGAAAUGUGAUGCUUCUCAAGUUAGAAGUGGUAAAGGUUAUAUGUUGAUAAAAUAUCUUCAACUCAAGUGAUGUUUAUAAUACAGACUGAUGUUUGAGUAAUGCUGUAUAUACUUAUCAACUUUGUUUUUCAACCAAGGUCUCUGGAGCUGUCAUUGGAGAUGAGAAGUUUGUAGUUAAUUUGAAUUUCAUAAGUGGUAAUGAGUAUUUUAUCACAUACUUGAUUUGUUUAAAUAAAAUUAUGAAGUAAUAUAUGAGUUAAGGUGAAUGUAAAUGCAGUUUGAAGUUCACUGAAUUGUCUAUACUCAGUGCUGUUAGAAAUUUAUGUUAUAUCAGUAAAUUGUCCAUAUAAUCUUUGAUGUACACAGGAAAGCAGAGGAAUAAUGUCAGAGGGGUGAAAUAAUUAAUAAAGGUAGCUGUUUUUAUUCCACUGGAUUGUGGCUUUAAGGCUUUUUUAGCAGAACCCCAGAAAAACUGUAAAAUCCAUAGUUAUAUGUACAUCUCUUGUAAUUCACUUAUGCAAAUAUGAAUUAUUUUAACUGAUUUUUUUAUCAAAAUAUUUUCACACUCAUAUCCAAACAAAUAAAUUUGCAUUUUUGUUAUUAAUUUUUUCACUUGUGCCAAUUAGAUUACCAACAUUGUUUUUCCAGGGUUCAUUGCUCAUUUAGCCAAUGGGAAGAUUCCCAACUCUACUUAAGGUAAUUAUAUAUUUCUUAAUAACUUGGAAUGAAAACAUACCAUUGUAGUUUCCUUAAGGUUUCCAGCAAUUUGUCUAGAGUAAGAUAAUAGACGAGACUCGAAGGAAGAGGAGUGCUGGAGAGCUAGUCGGGCAGUUCUCCAUUUUGUACAGUAGGUAGUUAUAAUAGCCCUUAUCCAAGUAACUUGACUUCAUAUUGAAGUCAGAUGUUUGCAUAUCUUAAACUUGUCUAUAUCUUUCUCUGUUGAAAUAAUAGGAAAGUGAAGAGUGUGGCAGGAACUGCCAAAAUAAUGCAAUACUCACCUGAAUCUAUCAAAUAAUUGCUAUUGUACUGUACUAUAACUGUCAUUAACAGUACCCAGUAUUUCAAAUGUAUUUAUGCAAAGCAUAGAUAUAAUAGGUGUAUGAAAUGCAUUUAGUUUCAAAACUCAACUCUAUUAUAUAAGAUAUAGCAGAUUUAUGCUUUAGGUAUUAUUAUCAACAUCUGAACAUGAAACAUUUACACAAAGAGCAUACAUUCCUAAUUUGCAUUCCUUAUUUUUCAACGACAUUUACUGUUCCUGCAGAUGUGCUGUAUUUUAUUUUAUUUGGAUUGGAACCAACAGCAGUGCCUAAGUUACUUUGCCACUUUUCUUUUGAGGAGAUAAAUUACUAUAAGCUUUCCUGUGAAACUAUAAGGAUAUGAAAGGCUCUGGCAAAAUGUUGUUUACUCUUGUCUUUCCUCUAUCGUUGUAGCAAGGAAAUGAAAAAAAUUCAUUUUAUAUUAAAUAACAGGAGUGCUAUGUUCAUUAAUUACAAGUUCUAAUUUAUGUGAUUACUCAGUUACUUCAGAACAGAAUAUAUUUCAAUGAAAUCUUUCAUGUGGCGAAGACAGAGAAAAAUAACCUUUGACACUGAUACGCAUAUGUUUUGAGAUUAAACAGUGUUUUAUGAUACAGGUUUACUGCUAAUUUGCUUUUGAUUCAGUUUUCAUAAUAAAAAUAAAUUGCCAUACAUCUACAGAAACGGCUAAAUAUUUAAUGUUUGAAAAUGAGCUUUUCAAAAGCUCAAAGCAUGUUUCUUGUGUGUGUACAAAGUUAUAUAUAAAAUUUAAUUUUGUUUCUUGUAUAUAUCUAGUAUUAAAAUAUGUUCAUACAAAAACCUGAAAGGUACAUUAUAAUUUCACUAAUUACGUGUAAAUCUUGAAACUAUUUUUAUUUAUCCCAGCUUUUCAUUUUUGUUUCAUCUUAUGCAAAGUGUGUUUGCCCUAUGAUAAUUAUGCUUUUUUAACAACUUAUACCAACAUUGUAUACUUUUUGGUUUAAUUAGCUUGUAUAUUACCUCAGGACUUGAAUUCGUAGUAUUGUUGCUCCUAGUUAGCUUUUUCAUCUUUGUACAGUUACUUUUUCUUCUUUACAUUACAGAAGGCACAAACUUUAAAAUAACAGUGUUCCCAGUUUCAAGUCCAAAUAAAACUUACUAUAUUUUCUUAUAAAAAAUAUUAUCCCAUGAUGUUUUAGCCAUACUCUGUUAAUUUAUUGCUAUUUCAUUAGUAGUUAAACUGAUAAAAGCCUGUUUAUUCCAAUCACAUAAACAGGUGAAUGUCAGGUUAAUAUGGACCAUUCAUAUGUUCUAGUUUUGAUUAGUUAUGGUUUUGAUGUAAAACUUUUGGAGACUGUUGAUUGCCGAAAUUUUCCAAACUUAAGUUACUAAAUGUCAGUGGUACUGGUAAAUUCUAAACUGAAUAGAGAAGUUUGCAUUUCUUUUCUUUUUUGCCUUAAAAAAUUAUGCUAUUCUUAAAUAGCUAGAAAAUUUUAAAUAAUUGUUAUUCCAUGAGAGCUGUUGUUAAUCAUGCAGCUUAUCAUAAAGAAUUCAACUUCAGGCUGCUGAAAUUUAUUUUAAAUUGGGCUUGAGCUUGGGAAUACUGUACAGUACUUUACUACGUAUAUUGAUAUGACAGUAUUUUUGUUUAAAAAUAAUUUUGUUACCAUAAUACUGUAGAAUGCUCUUACUGUGGACCCUACUGAUAAUUUCAGAAAUCUCCAUUAAUAAUCCUAAUUUUUGAUAGACUGAAAAUAUUAUUUCUAGGAAAUUUGUUUCUGGUUACCAUUUAUCAGUAUCUGUGAUAUAUGUACAGUCUACUUUUAAUUUGGUUUAUUUUAAAAUCUUAAAGCUGUAAUAUAUGUUCAUAUACAGCUUCAAGGCAUAAUUUUAACAAUAGAAAAUUGGAAAUAUCAACAAAUUUGAAUCUGUUUUGAUAACUGUUUUGCAUAAAAUUGUUAUAUAUAUGGUCAGGAUAUUUUGGAUGAGUACUGUAAAAUGUGUAAAUUGGCUUUCUGUACAAAGUAUUUUGCUUAUGUUGGUACUGUACUUACAUAUGUAUUACUUGUAAUUUGCAGAAAACUCAAGAGAAUUGAUUCUCAUGUUUUAACUGAUUAAAAUUUAUUGUUGUGUACUUUGACUUGAUACUCUAUGUGGCAGCAUACUUGGCAUUAUCUUUAUGUCAUUUGUGGGAUUUUUAUAACGAACAGAAUUCUUGUUUUCUUGUGUUUAGCGACUAGCAAAGAUUUUUGCAGGUUACCAGUAACCAAAUGGUGGGCAAAAUGCUUGCUACUAUUAUUUAUAUGCUUUUUAUUCUUAUAAUUUGAUGUGGCUUUGGCAACAGCAAUCAAACUCUCAUCACAAUUCUUUAUUCUUUGAUUCAAUCUGAGCUAGGGCUUUGAAAUUUAAAAAUAUUUUGGCCAACUUCUGGCCAUUUGCAAGGAUUUUGAUACUUUAUAAAAACCCUACAAAGUUAUAAGGAGUUACUGUUUCUCUUAUUCUUGCUGUCCCCACAGUAUUUGGUCAAAAAAGGCAUAAUAUAUUUUGGGCUUCUAUGUUUUUGCCUUACUGAGUUUAUCUAAAUAAACUUGAAGCAUCUUCAGAGAAAGUUCCCUUCACUUUAAAUUGUUAAAACUUUCUCUUAGUCAGUUCUCCUAGUAUUACUUAUUUUUUGUGAUUUUUUUUUCUUUUUUUUUUUUACUUCCAGUCCCUAAAUGUGUACAAAGUAAAAGUGAAUAUAGUCAUUGUAAAUAUUAUAGACUGGUUUGGAUUUAAGUAUAAAUAAAGUGUUAUGUCAUAAAGUAAAAAAUGGCUUCA